AUGGGCAGAGAAAUGGAGAGGCAGAGACCAAAGAACUGUUCAGGUGAUGGAUUGACUGUGAGAUGCACUGCUGCUGCUGCUGCUGCUGUUGUGAGUCUUGUAUCCACAAAUGGUCAGAGUGAUGUGGAUUUUCCAGCCUUUCUGUUUGGGUGGGGUAGGGGGAAAAGAGGAUUAGAGUUUGCAGAUUCAUCUGCAAAGCUUACUGAGAAAGUGAAAAUGCAGUGCAUAUAUCCAGAAAAAAGAGCUGUGAUAAUCCAGACAUCCUGGAUGAAACUUAAUGUAACUCUUAGAGAAAAUACAGCUGUCUUGAAUCCAAUCUAUGGCAUACAUAUCAAAGACAAAUACAAUAGAAGAAUUUAUUUUGAAAAUACUGCCUUCAUCAAGAGCACUUUGGAAGAUGAUGGUCUCCAUUAUAACCAAAUUUUCUCCAUUGUAACUAAUCCAGAUGGAAUUUUGAAAAAGGUAAUAGAAACUACUCAUUCAACAGAUGCUUUUGAAGUGUGUGAGAAACAAAAUAAUCCCAUGUUUACCAAGCCAGGAGGAAAUGUUGCUUUUACUUGCACUGAUAAAAUUGGAGAUUCAGUGAAGCGAGUGGUGUGGGAAAGGAUUAAAGCAGAUUGGGUAGAUUUUGUCAUUCUGUGCAACUCAUCAGGAAAGCAAAGCUUUUUUGGUUUAGAUUUCAAAGAAUGUACACCAGUGGAUUGCUCUGAUCAGGAAAACUCCAGGAUUAUCUUUCAAUACAUUACAGCCUCUGACUUUGUGAUAUACUUCUGUGUAGCUGCUGGGAGAAACAAAAACUAUAUGAUGAAUUUUACUGUGGCUGCAGCUUGGGAUCACAAAUGGUUUAUUACCUACCUAGCUGAAAGGAUUUCUGCUGCUGUUUUAGUGUUAGAUUUCUUACUGAUCUUCUGCACCACUACUGCUUAUCACAAAAAAAGAAAGAAGAGGAGGAUCACAGACGCUUUAUCAAAAGUUUUGUACUCUACUCCGAUCUGGCCCUCCUUAGGCGCAGUCCCAAAGACCGAGAGUGGGACAGUGCCCCCCGGGCUGCAAGUGGUGCCGGCCAGCUUGCCGGGCCGCUCGAGAAGGCCGACCCUUCUCCUCUCCUGCCUCGCAGCCUCAGCUCCCGGCACUCCAGGCCCUCCACAGAAGUUUCCAGAGAAAAAGGGGGUGGCAGAGAGUGACUGGCAGGGCACCGGGGAGGGGUUUGGAAAAACACACAUUGGUCUCCAGGGAAACCGGGGAGGAACUGGGCCUCCUUCUAACAGUUAUGGAAGAUCCAAUUUUCAUGGCAUACAGAGCAGAGAAAGAAGAGGAGAAGAAUCAUCACUCAGGCAGACAGAGGAGAUUUAUGUCAAUUGCAAAAACGUCUCACACAAACAUAAGAAAAGAUCAUUAAGUUCUUUCUUAAGAAUGAAGCAAUCAAAGCACAGGCCUUUUAUUUACAGAAUAGACUUUAUUUUCUCCAUGCUGGCAAGAUGUGGAAGGUCAAACUGGCUGUGCUGGUAUGGCCUGAGCUGCUUUGGCAGGACAGUGACGACACCCCGGCUGUGCUGGUGUUGUAUUGCAGCCUGCAGAGUUACCCUAUCCCUUAAUUCAUAUGCAGGAUUAGAGACUAUUUGUCCUUCUGCAAUAGAAACACUUUUUCCUAGUAGGUGGACUCUUAAGGAUCAAUUUUAG
Agelaius phoeniceus (red-winged blackbird) is the source of this 1680-nucleotide messenger RNA. Lineage: Eukaryota; Metazoa; Chordata; Aves; Passeriformes; Icteridae. The record is from RefSeq and is a predicted model, not a curated record.